CAAUAACAUCAUUUUAAUUCCAUUUAAUUUUUCAUCUUUCACAUUUAGAUUAUAGUCUAACUAUUAAAUAGUAUAAACGUAUACCAUAUUUCUAUUAUUAAUGUCCGCACAGUGUAGCAAACCAUGUCGGAUAAUAAAAACGUCGAUAAUCCCUCUACAAGGGAAAAAUCCGAGGUGUCAGACCCUAAUUUAGCAGUAUCAUCAGGAGAAGUGUCUAGUGUGGCUGGGAGUGUAAAAACUGGCAAGGCUCAUUCGCGUGUAUCGUUGUCUUCCGAGAGGCAAAUCAAGUUCGAAAGAGCUCAGAAAUGCCUCGAGAAUGCAGCACUGGUGUCGAAGCGCAUCAAGGAACAUCGGAAAGCAACUGCCGAGUUGUUGGGAAAGCCAUUCGAGGAAGAUGAUGUGGGUGAUACUGCAUCGGAGAUCACAUCCACCAUGAGUGAGAGGACGGGGUACUCUGUUGCUACAGACACCUCAACCACCAUGUCUGUCCAGGAGGCUUUGAACAUCCCUGGCAUCAGUGAAAGUUUAGCAAACACAUUGAAACAAAAAGAGCUUCUGAUGGAACGCAUAAAACAAUAUAAAGAAAUCAGUAAGAGACCUAUUAAAGUGCCUACUAGAAAGGAAUCACAGGCAGUUACUGCAGUUGAAGUUACAAAGGUACAGAGCAAAGAACCAACUGAUGUAAUUCAACUACUAAAUAGUUUGAAAGACAAGGAGAAUGCUAUAAGUGUAAUGCAAGUGAGGAUUAAAGCAAUGGAAACCACAAUAAUAGAUUUACAAGAGAAAAUCAAUGAGAAAGACCAAAUAAUAGAAGCCAAGAAUAAAGCUACGACCUUGAUGUCUGAUAGUUUAACUAAAAAAGAAAAAGAUUCUUUACUUUUACUAGAAGACACUAGACAGCAAAUGAUUAAAAUGCAAGAGAAUUUUAUAAAUAUGGAAACAGAAUGGAAAGAAGAAAAAAAUAGGUUGCUAAAACAAAUUGAAGAAAAAGAUGAGAAAAUCAGUCAUUUAGAGGAAGCCAACACCAUUUUGGAAAAUUCGCGCUUUGAAAUUAGUGUUGCACAUUCAAAAUUAGUUGAAGAAUUAGAAUGUAAACAUAAAGAAAUUUUGCAAUUGACACAAAAAAUAGAAAAAAUAACAGAAGAAACAAAUCAAAUACGAGCAAAGGAAGUGGAAGUGGAAGAACUUACACAGAAGGAGAAAGAAGAUGUGGAAGAAGAGAAGGGAUCUAUCGAAAUAGCGAAUAUGGUGGAAUUAACCAAGAAAAUCGAGUUACUAGAACAGCUUAACUGUCAAAUUAGACAGACCAAUAAAGAAUUAGAAAAUACGAUAGUUUCUAUGGGUUCUGAGCAAAAGAACCCGCAAAGUGCUUCCCCAAGCAAAAAAGGAAGUCCAUUACCAACACGCAAGCCUGGUAGAAACACAUCAUCUAAGGCGAAGUCACCUUGGAGUAAAUUGUCUUCCGAAUCAUUACCUCAAGAAACUGAUAGGAAAGCAAAUAAAAAUGACGUAAUGAAAUUAGAAAUGGUAAUUCAGUCUCUGAAUAAAGAUAUUUUAAAUAAAGAAUACACAAUAUCUCAAAAAGACUUAUUGAUUACUGAACUGCAGUCAGCUAUUUCAGAACAUGAAGAUUUGAUAAGUAAAUUAAAAUUACAAGUUAAACCACACGCAGAUAUGACGGACGUGGGAACACAAACUCUAGAAUAUCAAGAAGGAACAAGACAUGUUGAUGAAAGGGACGAUAAAGAUUACUCUACAUUAGAUCCAAAACAACUCAUUGAUAAAUUAAGGGCUGCUGAAAACCAAAUAGCAGCUCUAAAUAGUGAAAUAGAAGCAGCAAAUAAGAAUAUGAUCAAAGUAAAAUCCAGCCACAAAUUGAAAUUAAAGCAAAUGCAAAAAACUAUUGAAAACUUUAGCAAAGUGUCGGAUUCUAAUGCUGAAAUAGUGAAACUAAAUGAAGAUUUGCAUCAGCUGUCCCAAAAAGUUGCUGAAUUAGAGGAAGAAAAAGGAAAUCUGCAGUUACACCUUGUUGAUUAUGACAGUGGUAGAUUAACUGAAUCAGAUGUCUAUAAGAAAUUAGUGAAGAUGGAGACUUUAGCUGAAACUAGAUUAAAGGCAAUUAGUGUAUUAGAAGCACAGAAAUUUGAUUUAGUUCAAGAGUUGCAUGAACUCCAACAAAAGAACGCGGAUAUGGAAGAUAAACUGGCAGACAUGUCGCACCUGCAAACUGAACAAGUCAGUUCUGAAAUAAAAUCGGUGCAGUUAGAAGAGCAAAUAGAUCAGCUUAGUGCUUCAACGAAGGAGUUAGAGCUAGUCAUAGAAAACCUCAAAUUAGACAAGGGUCAACUUGAAGGGACAAUCAAAUCACUACAGGAAGAAAAAGAUCAAUUAAUGCAUAAACUAGAAAAUUACAUUCAAGAAAACAUGGAAUUAACUGACAAACUCGAGAAAUUAAGUGCUGAUAAAGUAAGUUCUGCAGAAUCUAUUGAAAUUGUGGAAUCGCUUACCACUCAAGAAAAAUUAGAACUUGAAGAAUAUAGCAAGGGUUUGACUGAACACAAAAUGGAAGAAAGUCCUUCAGACUUACAUGUUUCGCCUGAAUGUCAGGAGAACAUAGAAAAGUUAGUAGAACAGAGUGCUGAACUGAACAGCAAAAUUGAGUUGUUUACUCAAGAAAGGCAGGAAGUUAUGGAAAAGAUGAGUAAAAUCAGCUUCGAGAAUGAAUCGCUACACGAAAAAAUUACAGAACUUGACAGACAAUGUAACUCUUUGCACAAUAACAUAGAGUUAUUAAGCCAUGAAAAACAAGAACUAUCUAAGUUGAACGAAGAACUCAAUCACCAAAUAGAAGAAUUAAAACGAGAACGAGUUGAAAUCAUAAAAGAAAGUGUUGAGCUAUCGAAACCAUCGAGUAUGGAUGAUGUUCCAGAGGGAGCUUCGUCAGAAACACAACAAGAUGAUAAGAUUGCGGGCGAGAAAGGAAAUAAUAGAACAAAGUCUGUUAAGCAAUUGACCAAAGAAAUACUUAAAUUGAAGAACAUCAUAAAAGAAAGGGAAGCAGAGAUUGGAGAUUGUCAAAUGAAGAUACUAGCCUUAGAAGAACAACAGCAAAAGCAAAAUGAACUAAUGCAAAUGAACUCUACGUAUGAAAGUAAAUUGAAGAGUUUAUCUGAAGAGAACCAUAAACUGAAACUAGAAUUAGAAAACACUAAAGUAAACAGCGAAUCCGAACACCAGUUAUUCCUUUUAAAACAAAGUCAUGAAUUGUUACAACAAGAAAUGCAAAGGUUACAUCAAGACUAUUCUACAACGAUUAACAGCAGGGAUGCUAGAAUAAACGAAUUAGAGAAUGUAUUGAUAGAAUAUGAGAAACAAAUUUAUAACUAUGGAAAUACUUUGCAACAAAAAGACAAAGAUUUGGCUGAGUAUAUUAAUCAAAUCACCAAGCUUAACGAUGUGUCGCAAAAGCUGAAAUCUACUAUUGAAUUACUCGAAGAAGAGAAAGCUAAGGAUCCAAACGGAGAACUUGUCAAAACUCUCAAUAAACAAAUAACUGCACAUCAAAAAAAAUUGACUGAAUAUGAAGAUAAAUUGAAAACGUUAGAAGAAGAAAAAUCGCAAUUGUUGAAUUUAAAGACAGCCUUGGAAAAUAAGAACCAUAACAUAGAAACAGAAUUGAAAAAAUUGCAAGAAUUGUUUGUAGAGAAACAAAGUUUAAUUAAAGAGUUGCAGUCACAACAACAGAAACAUGCAGAAGAAAUAUCUAAUGUAAUGUCUCAACUUAAGGAGCGUGACGAAGAAGUGCACGAAGUCAAACUGCAAUUGAGAAAGGAAUCAAUAGAAAAUGAAAAACUACGUACUAGCUUAUCCGAAAAGGAUAAUAAUUCACAAGAAUUUAAUCGAGAGUUUGAAGACGCUAAAGAGCAUGUAAGCAGACUAUCCAUAGAAAACGAACAACUGAAAGAACAAUAUACAGCAAUAGACGCGAAAAAUAAGGCUCUCAUGGAAAAAUUAAAGAAAUUUGCUGCCACUGUGAAAAAGAAGUCUUCCAUGUACAGUGAACUAGAAGGCGAAUUAAAUGAGAUACAUAAGCAGCUGGAAGUUAAGAAUGCACAGUUGGAACAAUUGACUAUACAAGUGGAGACACUGCCGGCUUUACAAGAAAAAUUGAAACAUGCUGAAGAAGAAGUAAAUCGUCUACAGUCGCAAAAGUUUGCUCUAGAGCAGCAGAAACGUCAGGAGUUCCAAAUGCUUGAAGAAAAAAUAACCAAUGCCAUUAAUGAACUGUCAACUUUAAAUAAAUCUUACAGUGAACUACAACAGGAACUAAAUCGUACUGAAGACGAAAAUACGCUCCUCAAAACACAAAUUGAAUCUUUAAAUAAUAAAUUAGCUGAUUAUGAAGUAGAACAGAAGACUAAUACGAACUUUUUUACAAAAAUAUCUAGUUUGGAAGGUGAACUAAAUCAGAAACAAUCUGAAAUAAACGAGCUGCUGAACAAACUUGAACAUUUAGAACAGCAGCUAACUCAAGUACGAUUUGGGUAUGAUGCGAAAGUUCAAGAAAGAGACUUGUACAUUGAAAGCUUAGAAACCGAAAUUAGUAAAUUCAAGAAUCGCAUCUGUCGUCUUGAGGAUGGCAUAUCCGUUAUGGAAGAUCGUAGAAAAACUUUGGAACGUAAAGCCGAUCAGUUAGAUAGUCAACUACAAGAAAAACAGAAAGCUUACACAGAAUACACCAGUCAGGAAGACCAUUUAGUGAGUAGAUUGGCAGUUCUUAUGGAUCAUGACAGGGUUGUCGAAAAGCAGCUUCAUGAAAUAGAAAAUGAAAAUAAAGAGUUACAAUAUAAAACUCAACAUUUGAUCGAGGAAAAUCAACGAUUGCGUAGGUCUAUUUCUGAUAUACAAGAACACUGUCACACUUUGGAAGAAAAAGCAAGUAGGACAGAUUUGGCUGAAACUGAAAUGGUUAAGUGUAAAUCUCAGCUACAUGAACUCGAAGCCUUUAUCAAACGGAUUACGCAAGAACAUCAGACUAUAUUUGCACAAAAGAAACACGACAUUGAGGAAAUAGAGUCUGAAUUUAACACACAGAUUGAAAAUGCCAUCAAAGAAAAGAAGGCUUUAAGUGAAAAAUAUGAGAAAAUGAGUGAACAUGUUACUCAACUGGAACAAAAACUUCACGAGUAUCGAAACAAUAAUGAGACCCUAAAGAUAAAUAUUGAAGAAAUGACAAGAAUAAAUCAUGAAUUAAUUGAUAAAACGCAAAGAGAACAAUCACAAGUUCCCGAUUACACAGAACAGUAUAUAAGCGAAAUAAACAAAUUAAAUUCAAUUGUUAACGGUAAAAAUCAAGAAAUUUACGAACUCAAUAAUAAGAUUCAAAGUUUACAGACACAAACUUUGGCAUUAAACUCGAAUUUGGAGAGUAAAAUCAAUGAACUCAAUGCACAAUUGAUGCAUUCAGCAUCGGUAAUCCAACGUUUGUCUGAAGAAUCCAAUUCCAUGAAAAUGAAUAUCGAGAAAUUGCAAAACCUUGUAGACCAAAAAGAUGAUCAAAUUAAGCAAUUGACAGAAAAGAAGACAGUGUCUUUUGAAAUGAAUAUACCAAGGACUGAAGGAUUAAUGAUUUCAUCCACCAUUGAACCAUUGAGUGAUGCAUCUAAAGAAUUCGAUACUUCCUUGAUUGAUUCACAAAUAGUAUCUGGUGUUGAUGUAUUUGACGCCAGCAAAGAGCACGCUAGUGCCAAGACAUCGGAAAAGAACCAGAAACAGUCUGCUGGAAAAGAACCCACUAAAGAGAUAUCAGAACCCAUGGUUGUAGCCAAGAAGGCUUAUCUGUGUUAUAAAGGAGAGGAAGCUGAGCCAGUACAAAGUGACGAUCCAUUUAAUUCAGAAGAGGGUUGGGGCUUUGGUGAAGGGGAAGAACUAGGAGAAGUGACACCAGGGAUGUCACAUAUGACAAAUCAGUUACACCAACUCCAAAAAGACAACGAAGCUUUGAAAGCUGACCUCGAUGCAAGCAAUACGAAGUUGUUAAAAGCUUUGAAAAAAUUGAAGGAAUUGAAAACUAGUAAUGAAAUGUUGUCAAAUGAGUUGAAGAUAUCGAAACAGAUUUCUGGAUCAUCAUUUUUAGAGACCGCAAUUGAGGAUGAGCUAAAAAUUAACGUCCAGCAUCUAGAAAACAAAGUGAAAGAACUUACUGCAGAUUUGAAUAAAGAAAAACGUGAAAAAGAAGCAUUAAGAAAACAAAAUGAAGUGUUAGGUAUUGCUAACGAAAGAUUUAUUGAAAUAAAAGAGAAAUUAGAUAAUGAUAUUGAAUUAUGGAAAUUCAAAUUUAAAGAAGCGAAUGACAAAAUGUCUACCUUACAGUGGGGCUCUGAUACAAAGGUUUCACCUGGUCCUAAAACACAUACACCUGUUAAUGAUAACGCUCUUAAAGAAGAAAUCGGAAAACUUGAAAAAGAAAACGAUGAGUUGCAGUCGAUAAUCGAUAAUUUGACGUUGCAAAAUAAGCACCUUACCAGUCAACAAGAACAACUCGAAGCAAAGAUAAUCGAUCUUGACAAACAAUUACAACUGAGUAAAUCGGCAAGUGACUUCGACGAUAUUAAGAGUAAAGUAGAGGAGUUGCAAAAGUAUAACACUGAGCUUCUUACUAACCGAGACAGUUUGAAUGAGAAGUUACGUGAAAUUGAAAUAAGUUACAAUGAAAUAACGCAAAAAUACGAACAAUCGACAAUUGAAAUCGGAGAACUUCGUGGUGCACUAGAAAGUAAAAAUAAUCAUUUGUUGGACAUUGAAAAUAAAUUUAAAGAUGAUGUUUUAAAAUUAAAACAGUCAGGGUCUGAAGCUUUGAACGAAGUGUCAUUACUUGCAUCUGAACUAAAAUCAACUCAGUCGAAGCUACUUUGGCUACAAGAACAGAACAGCACUCGACAUUCACAAGAAGAUCCAAUAGCAGUAUCUGAGAAAGAUAGUGCCUUAGAAGAUAAUUGCUCGCAACUGAAACGUAAUCUCGAUGAAGCAAACUGUAAAAUUUUGGCGCUUGAGACUGAGAAUCGUGAAUUACUGCAGAAAAUCAAAGAAUAUGAACAACGAGCGACCGAACUUGAUGCUAAAAUACAAAAUCUGAAUACCGAAAAUGAUCAACUUUUAUCUACCGUCGCUGAAUUACGAGCUGCAGUGUCUAGUGCAGUAGAUCAGCGAGGUUUUGAAAUCGCUGAGUUAUGGAAGCAACAUUUAGCGCAAAGAGAGUCAGAUUUUCAAAAUAUAGAACAAGAGUUAAGAGCACAGCUAAGUGCUUUCGAAGCCAAGUAUGAACAGUUGCUUGAUAAUGUCCAAUCAUCGAAUCAAGAAGAAACCAACAAAUUAGUUAUGAUGGAGCAGUUGUCGACUAUCCAAAAUAAAUUACAGGAUAAACAGGAACACCUGCAUAAUCUCCAAGACAAAUACGCCGAUGUGAUAGGUCAACUUGAUAUGUUGCGUUCAGAAAUAGAAGAUGAAAAGCUUAUGUUCGAAAAUAAGUUAUUAGGACAACAAGAAGAGUAUGAAAAGCAAAUAAAAGAAUUAACCGACACUUCAAAGCAACAUUCGGAAAAUUAUGAAGAAGCCUAUAUGAAGCUUCAAAUUGAGUUGGCUGCUGCAAAGGCUUCUAACGAUGACCUUACUCAACAGAUAGAGCAAAUCCAUAAAAAGGUUUCGGAAAGUGAAGAAAGAAUAUUAGAUUUAACCAAUCAACUUCGAAUGAAAGAUAGUGAAAUUCAUCAGAAAACCCAUGACUACACAAUUGCCCUGAACCAACGAAACGAAGAGUUUGAAAAUGUUAGAAUGAAGUUACUUGAGUAUGAAAAGAAAAUUGAAGAUUUGAGCUACGAAAAGGAGUCAGAGUUGGCUGUAAUGAGGUUGAAAAUGCACGAAAACAGGCAACACUACGAAAAAUUGCAAAGUAAUUUAGAAGUGGAAAAGUUAAGUCUUACUGAAGCACUUAAUGCAAAAAUAGUGGAAUGCACCGGUAUUAACAAGCAGAUAACAGAUUUAAAUAAAAUACUAGAGGAGCAAGCAAACAGCAAUAAAGAUAUGCAAUCAGCACUAGAGAACCAAGAGAUAGAACUAGUCACGCUUAAAGACGAAUUAACGAAUUUGUUGAAAUCUAGCAGCAAGAUUGAAAAGCAUGUGACAUUCGCUUCCGGUACUAAACCCGGCGCAGGUGAAGAUAAGGCUGAAGGUGUGCUAAACAAAGACCUUAUUGACGCCGUUCCUAGAGCAGAAUUGGAUUUGGCGUUGUACAUGUUGCAUCAGAGAGAUGUGCGGUGUGAAGAGCUUACUAUGGAGCUUACGCAGUUACUUGAAGAGAGAGAUACUUUACAGUUGCGGUUGUCAGAUAGUUUGCGAUCUUUGGAAGAGUUGAAGACAAGGUGUGAGUCCAGCGGUAUUGAGGUAUCUAUGAGUCCUACGCAAGAGAGUUUGCCAGAACUGCCGACCUUCUCAGCGGAGAAAGAGUUUGUGGACACUCACCGCGGACAGUCGUCGCGCAGCAGCAGCAUUAGCGAUGUUGACGGAGAGAAACCCAAGUUACAAGCCAAGCUGUCGGAGUUGCGCAGCGUGCGGCACAGUCGCGACGUUCGGCUGCGGCAGGACAGUGAGCAGCGGCAGCUGGACCUGCGACUUUUGCAGCGAGACGUCGCCAACCUGCCGCCAGAGGCUGUUGAUCAACUGGCGCAGGCGCACCAUACUUUUUCACGAGAUUCGCAGAGCACAUCCACAGUUCUUCUAAACUGGCUACGAGGCAAGACCACGCCCAAAGUAGUCCACAUGUGAGUUCAACAGCUCUACUAGGUAUUAUUAAUAAUUGAAUAAAACAAUUUAAAGAAAGGGUCCCAUGUGUAUACUCUAACAAGUAUUAAAGCAGGAUUUACUGUAUUUCAUGUUCGAAUAAACGGGACGCGUUUAUGCAAAAGUGAUAAAUUAGGUCUUGAAAAUAACUGUUCCGUGUUGUAGGUCGCGUUUGUUUCGCGCCGGUGUACCUUCUAUUGAGGAUCAUUCAUUGUAAUGAACCUAUUCCCUACGCAGGUUGGAUAGGGCGACGGCGAGACACUGGAAGCGAGAGUCUCGCAAACCAUUACUAUACGUAUCAGAUAUGACACAUUAACAAUAGCAGGGACUGAUUGAGCACCAAGACGCUUUUGCAAAAAAUAACCAUGCAUUUUUCAGUCUCUGAACAAAUGCAUUUCCUUAGAUAGUUCUACCCCUUUAUUUCUGCUAACAUGAAAAACAGUAAGUCAUACGCAAAAAAAAAAUUAUGAAGUUUGGUACUAAAUUCUUUACCAUUAACUGUUCUGCAUUUAAAACAUUUUGCCACCACUGGCUACCACAAUUUUUAAAUGUUUCGAGAAAAACGUUUUGCUCCAAAUUAUGCACCCUAUUGACUUGCCAAUAACAGAACUGUAACAUCCACAGUUUUGUGUUGUUUUGUUUUCCUAUCAUGGGCAGCAGUUAUUAAAGCCCAAUACAAACGACCAGCAUCCAAAAGCAAUAGUAGACAUCAAAACAUUCAUCACAAGCGCGUUGUGUUACUGUAACCGGAUUAUAAUAAAUUGUAAUAAGUAAAUCAAAUUUAUAAAAAUAUUCCAGUUAGCGGUAAGUAACGUUGUCCUCGGAAUUGGCAAGUACGAACGAACGAACUUAUGAUUAAUGCAAUCAAAUCACAUUCCUUGUAUUUCGAAAUUGUCAACUUACCUUUUCAUCUCCACGAGAACGUGACAGUCAUGGUUCUGUGGCGUCAUCCAUUUAGUUUGUAAAUACCUAUAUAAUUAUUUGCGUUAAAAUUACUGUUAUAAUAAUAUUUAUUGAAAAUAUAUAUAAUUUGUAUUAAAAAGGUUCCUUGCGGCGACGUAAGUAUCCGAAGCUGUUAAUAUUGAAUAAAGAAAUUUAUAAACGUGCCUUUUUUGCAAAACGUAUACCUACUUAUGGCAGUAUAUUAUUUCAAUUGUAAGUAUAAUAUAUAAUGCGAACAUGUGUAAAAUAAUAUGUAUUAUACGACCGAUAUGAAAUCGCUAUUUGUUUUCAAUAAACGGUAUUCCA
Messenger RNA from Hyposmocoma kahamanoa, 10083 nucleotides. RefSeq names its product protein lava lamp-like. The transcript has 10 exons. The coding region runs from base 124 to 8820 and encodes 2898 amino acids. Lineage: Eukaryota; Metazoa; Arthropoda; Insecta; Lepidoptera; Cosmopterigidae. The record is from RefSeq and is a predicted model, not a curated record.